Guillardia theta CCMP2712 is the source of this 1388-nucleotide messenger RNA. RefSeq lists its product as hypothetical. Gene Ontology annotation, biological process: microtubule-based process. The transcript is spliced from 12 exons. The record is from RefSeq and is a predicted model, not a curated record. Lineage: Eukaryota; Cryptophyceae; Pyrenomonadales; Geminigeraceae. The annotation marks the transcript as partial. Gene Ontology annotation, cellular component: dynein complex.
CCCCUCACAGCCCCUUGGAAGAUCGGGGAGACUUCGGCGACCUGCAGAGGUGGUUCUACGAAGGGACUGGAACUACCACCUGGUUCAAGACGCAGGAUGGCUGGAGGCUGAUGUCCCAGCAGGUCUGGCCUGAGAACGAGCAGGAGGAGGAAGAGAGCUGGAAGCAGGAGGAGGAGCAGGAAGAAGAGGAGGACGAGAAGCAGGAGCAGGAGGAGCAGGAGGAGCAGGAGGAGCAGGAGCAGGAGGAGGACGAGUCUCCAGAUGGUGUCCUGUCCAUGACAGACAAGGAGAAGCGUUUCAUACGUCAAGCAUUCGAGUAUUUCAGGGACUAUGACGUCAUCGGCCCCUCCAUCAUCGCCGGCGGCGACCUGCAGCCCCAGCAGCUGCAGACCCUCCGCGAGAUCUACCAGCUCGUCGAGCGUGGGCCCUGCAACCAGGCGCUCAAGUCAACGGACGACGUCCUGAUCCUGCAGCUGCGGAUCAAGUCGCUCCAGAAGCAGCUGGCGCAUAAGUGCGUCAUCUGGACCAACACCGAGGAUUCGCUGCCGGGAGGGUCUGUAGUUGACAACUGCGUGUCCGAAGACAUCGGCGACGAGAUGCUGACCAAAGUCAAGGAGAAGAGAUCCAACGUGAAGACGAGCAAGGACGGACGCGGGAACGAGAGGAUCGAGUUCUGGAAGUACCACAAGAUGAUCGGUCAGAUCAGAAAGUCGUACGUGAAGGAGGACCGGCUUCGGCUGCUGGAUACGAUCGAGAUGUUCACUCCGACGUACAAGGCGAUGAUCAAGAAGUUCUCGUCUGCAGAAGAAGACGACCACAAGAUGAGCGACGAGCAUCUGCAGGUGAGAGGAGGGGGACGGGAAGGAGGAGGAGGACGAGAAGAAAGGAGGAGGACCAGGGCGAGGACGAGGACGAGGAGGACGCGAACGAGGACCAACACCAAGACUGGGAAGAACGAGGAAACAUUUAGACAAGACGAAGGGAAUGUAGGAAAGAUGAAGCAGGAUGUGGAAGAAGAUUUGAAAGCAAUGGUGAAGGAAGAAAGGAAGAAAGAAAGGAGGAUGGAGAUACAAGAAGCUGCGGGAGAUAUCGAGUUAACGGGACGGCAGGUCAUCGUGAAUGCUGCUUCUCUUGCAAUCGAUCUCAACAUGCCCGACUGCCUCGAGGACAAGAUCGCUUGCUUCACCAAGCACCACAUCGAGAUGGUGCGAGAGAGAGAGGGUUUUGGGUCCCACCUGGCAUGUUUUGUUGGUCGCUCCUUCGGUUUUUGCAUCACCACGACGGCUCGUCACUACGUGCAGCUGAGAAUGUACCACUUCGAGUUCCUUGUGUUCAAGAUGGACCCGGACAACUCGUCUCUCAAGAAGAAGAAGGACAUCACGGGAUAG